GCAAACAGAAUUCUGUUCCAAUGCUAGCUUUUGGAAACUAAUAGAAGCUUCUUCUGCCCUCUCUUUCAUAAAUGUGGUUUUUCGUCUUCUGUCCAAUUAUUGGGGUAAAGUUGAGUGAGCAAGUAGAAAUCUGAGAUAAUAUAUUGUUCGUCAAUUUUAUUAAUCCAAGCAAACUUUUAUCCAUAAUCCCCCGAAUACUUACUUGCCGGAGUCAUAUUUGAAUAGUUCGCAGGUUGGGCAUACAACAGUAACACGUACAAGUCUACAAGAACCUUUUGACGUCACCUCACGCCGAUGACGUAGAAAGGAUGACAUGUUUUUAUACGCAUGCGUGAAACGCGUCGCUUGGUUUAUGAUUUUUGGCGUCCUCUAGCGGCCCUCGCUGAGAGUUUGUGUUGGGUGAACGUUGUCAUAGAAACUGUCUCAUGAGCCUUGGAGUUUGAAACAUGGCUAACAAAAUGACCUCCAUGCCCGACUUUAAAACCUACCGCACGAACGUGAAAAUCGGAAACUGGAACGAGGAGCAGCACUUAGAAGAGCAUGUGAGGAGCAAGUACAUGCGUAGAAGAGAAAAGGGGGAGCUGACUGCCCAAAGAGUCGACUUUCUCAAGCACAACAUCCUCAGUCCGGUGGAACUGAGCGUAACUACGGAUGGCGCACUGCACUUUGGAGAUGUUGUGAUGUUGCUGAACGUCGGUGACACCGGCGAAUGUUCAGUGCUGGGCAUCAACGCAUACAUUGACCACAUGACCAAGAUUCCUUCUCCUGGCAUUAAAGGUCCGUGUGGAGUCAGUGCUGGGAGAAGCAUUCAGCCCUGUGUGCGCACGGCAUUCAUUAUUACCAGUGUGGACGGCACUCCCGAAGGAGCAACUCUGCAUUACGAGCAAAGUUUUGCCCUGAAAACAACAAGUGACUUCACAGGUGGAAUGUACCUGACGAGUGACGUGCAGACCUUCCGGAAGUGCGCGCUCAGGUCUCGUCUUCAGGAGGUCAACUUGGACGAGAGGGAAUGCUUCCUAUCCUGGUGGAAGUUGGUGCACUUUGACCCCCAGGAGAGGCUCGAGCAUGAGGGUUUGCCCGUGCCUGCCAACGUCAACGUGGUGGUCCUCCACUGCAAGACAAACCAGGCUCUAGCUGUUAUGGAACAUUUUGUCCUUGGGACCAUAUAUGGCAAUGAGUACGAGGUGACCGCUCAUACUUUCUUGGACACCCACAGAGCUGAAAAGUCCAACAACCACUGGAUCCUUUGCACCGCUGACCCGGAUGCAGAAGGCCUCCUGCUUCUCAAUCGCCUGAAAUCAGAGGGCAACUGCGUAUCGUUGCCACGGGAAAACCCAGAAGAUCCAACGGAGUAUAUCAGAUGUAGUGUGUGUAAUUAUAGGGAAGACAGGUAAUCGAGGUGUUGAAAAAAAAGAGUACUCGAUGAUAAUAAUAAUAAUAAUACAUUUUAUCUAUGUUUUAAUGAUUACA
Hippocampus zosterae (dwarf seahorse) is the source of this 1470-nucleotide messenger RNA. RefSeq names its product cilia and flagella associated protein 161 (gene cfap161). Gene Ontology annotation, cellular component: motile cilium. Gene Ontology annotation, biological process: cilium assembly. The record is from RefSeq and is a predicted model, not a curated record. The coding region runs from base 447 to 1394 and encodes 315 amino acids. NCBI's taxonomy places the organism in Eukaryota, Metazoa, Chordata, Actinopteri, Syngnathiformes, Syngnathidae. The transcript has 7 exons.